UGGUUGACUUGUCUCUGAAUCAUUGGAAGUUCUAUGAUAUUACAAUUCGUUAUAUUGCGAGCCCAACGCCAAUGCUAUUAGGCUCGACACACUGUCAUACACCUCGAGUGCUUUCUAUUUACCUGUGGCCUAGAUAUUAAUUAGAUUGUCUUCCUCGUUAACUAGAUACCAUCCUCUCAGACAUUCGCACAAAUCGUUGGGCUCUUAUUACCCAAGCGCCUCCAAAUGGACAGUCACUCGCAGAUCUCUGAUCCCAGCACCUCAGAAGCCUCAAACCCAGAACCCGUUAUUUCCGAUGAUCAAGUACGAAAAAGGUUAUUCAUAUUUUGUGAUGGUACUUGGCAGGAUGGUGUUAAUAAGAAGCGCCGCUUAACGAACGUUGCUACACUCGCUCGUUGUCUUGAGGGUAUAUCUGAAGACAACUAUAUACAGACUGUCUACUAUGACAACGGGGUUGGCAACGCAACUAGUUUACCUUCUAGACUUAUUGAUGGAGCAACUGGGAGAGGUAUAUCGGUCAAGAUCAGAAACGCUUACAGUUUUCUUUCUCACAAUUACAACUUCAGCCAUAAUCAAGAUGAAAUAUUUCUUGUUGGAUUCUCCCGUGGAGCCUUUGCUGUUCAAUGUCUUGCUUCAUUCAUCAGCCAGACUGGAUUAUUCCAAAAGCAACAUUUAUAUUACCUACGUGGAUUGUUUGCGCUGUGGAAAAACCAGAGCUUCAAGCGUGUGGGAAGUGGCGAACGACGUCCAGUCAAAGAGAAAUUAGACGAUUAUGUCAGAAAUUUCUACAAUGAAGGACUAUUACAUCAAGUGAGAAUCAAGGCAUGCGUGGUCUGGGACACGGUCAAUGCACUUGGGCUCCCAACCCCCUGGCCAAGACCCCUUUCUUUUGUCGGAAGGGCAAUUCCAGAAGCUAUCGAGAAUGCUUUCCAAGUUUUGGCACUCGACGAGAGGAGGGCACAGUUCAAGCCAUGCAUAUGGCGUUCCAAAGAAGGAGAGGGGACAUAUGCCAAGCAAUGCUGGUUUCUUGGGUCACAUGCCGACGUUGGUGGGAAUGGAGACGCAGUCCUUGGAGCUGUGGCACUUAUUUGGACUAUUGGACAACUACAAGCGAACACAAAUGCGACUUUCAACAGAACAGAGAUAAUGAAGCACCUCAAGCAUAGGUUCCUAGAAUGGGACUUCCAUAUCAACGAAUUUUUUCACCAAAUCAAAGAAACCGCGAUCUUAUCCGACAUAGCAAACUCAGGCCGUACAUCAAAGCCAUCAUGGUACUGGUGGCUUUCAGGACUAAAACCCCGAAGGGGUUAUCUGCAGACCGAUGACCAUCGUCCAAAUCUUCAGUUGGUUCACUUCACAGCCCGCCUAACGAUGGCUGAAGGGCGGAAUAAAUCUAAAUUACUUCGGAAGUGGACAACAGAGACCCGAGGUGAUGGUACAGUGAGCUGGCGAUUAGGAGAUAAAGUUCUCCUUGAGGAUAAGCUCAGCGAUGAUAGUCAUUGCAAGGAGUAUAAUGAGUACGCCAUAUUUAAAGCAUGGCGAGAUGGAGAAUUUCCGAUGGAGCGGACUGACAGGAGUACAUUUGCCACGCACGUACGAGCUCUCAUCCAAGAUCAAAGGGAAGAGUUAGAUGGAACCCUUAGUUCCUUCAUUUCACUCCUGGAGAAGGACUUGAGAUUUACGGGCCACCACCUUGCACCGCACGUAAUGUACUCACCAAACGAACAUCGAAUAAUCCAACACGAUCAAAAUUGAAUUCUAUGAAGCUGUCAGGGGCUGAGAGCAAGUGGGUAAAUAGCAGCUACCUAUGUAGUUAGCUGCAGCCUGUGUAACGUUUAGGAUGAACAUAUAAGGGGCCGGAGGCCCUAGAGGGUUCUAGGAAAGGGGUAGGCGUUAGUCAAGCUCUAUCAUUACAUACAAGUGAGCCAAAGGCGAGCUUCCUGCUAUUAUCACUCACUCUGUGACACGAUCUUUAGCAACGGGCCACAACCUUGACAGAAACUACUUAGCUACUAGGUGGGCAAGGAGGGGGACAUGAUUGAUUCUCACGGUAAAUUUCUCCUCACGGACCAGCUCAAAAACGAUAAAAUCACUUUUUUACUUCUUUAUUAUGGAAUGCUCUUUCGGGAUAUUCUGCAAAAUCGCCGCAGAUGACGGUCAUCAUAUAUUCAACACGCGUAUGCCCCCUUUUCACAGCACGAAAUAGGUAGGUAUUUACAAUAUCAUUAGCGGUUUCCUUGCCUCGCAAAAGAGAUCAAUUCUUCGUACUCGCCACUGUUUUUCAACAUUCCCCAAAAGGCACCCUUUUUAUCAACCAACUCUGCGGGGGAUCCCGUCCUAUCAA
This is a messenger RNA of Annulohypoxylon truncatum, 2344 nucleotides long. RefSeq lists its product as uncharacterized. Lineage: Eukaryota; Fungi; Ascomycota; Sordariomycetes; Xylariales; Hypoxylaceae. The record is from RefSeq and is a predicted model, not a curated record. The coding region runs from base 226 to 1755 and encodes 509 amino acids. The transcript is spliced from 3 exons.